UAAUUCCUGUAAUAGUUAUUUGAUAUUUAUAUUUUUCUUUUCAUCUCAUGUCUUAAAUUACAUAGAAUUAAAAAUUUAUAUUGCUACUGUAUAAAAACGGAAACAAAUGAGUACCGGACUGAAUAAAAUGGAUUCCAAUUUAACUGGCAUGUGGGUGAGUUUUUUCACUACAGCUGGCAUACCAUCGGAUGUUGCUGCUACAUAUGCCCUCACCUUCACAGAGAACAGGAUCCAAAAUGAUAUGCUACUGGACUUGAACAAGGAGUAUCUCAGAGAUAUGGGCAUCACCAGGAUGGGAGACGUUAUUGCCAUACUGCGGCAUUCUAAGCAAGUGCAUGAGAAUACGGCGAGGGAUCGUGUACUGAGCACAGCAGUCACAAACAAAGUGCCCGUCGCCGCUGUCACAGGACGCUCCACUGUGUCUCAGCCUUCUUCUGCCGCUAGCCGUAUAUUAGAGCAUUAUACUCGUAACACAAACGUGCGGGAAUCAUCGCCUACGGUACCAUUGCAACAAAAGAGGAAGCUCACAAAUGCCGGCAACAGUAUGAAGAAAGCUCGCUUCAUACGUUUUUCGUCGCCACCACAAGCAUCGGUGAAAGAAGUUACAAAGCAGACAACAGUGUUUUCGCGGCUCGGGCAGUCAGAGCCGGCCAAAGUUGUAACCGCAAAGCCUACCGUCAAAGCAAUAUACGCUAGGUUGGGAUCCAAGCCUGCUGUGGCUGAAGAAGAGGUUGUUAUACCAGUACAAAAGGAUGCCCUCAAGUAUGAAGGCAUACUCAAGACUCCAGUCAUAGCUACGCGGUCGAAGGUUGUCACCGUCACAACGUCAACAAACAAUGUUAGGAAGAUAGCUAUGGGAUGUACGAUGAGAGCAGACGAGACCCCAGUUAAUAUUAAGGAUAAAUUAGCAUUGCCUAAAUCGAAAUCGGUAAAGUUUUCAAAUCAUGUAGAGUACAAAGAAAUAGAGAUGAACCAGAAGAAUGCAGGCAAACCAAAGGUGUUGCCGCAGAAAUUAACACACCAGAAGAAUGUAGUCAAACCAAAGGCGUUGCCGCAGAAAUUUACGCCGGUCUUUAACAAACCAGAGAGACGGUUGUCUAUGCCAGAAGUCAAUAAUGGAGUUAAAGCUAGGCUAGGUAAUAAGAAUGCUAACAAUCUUACAAUUACGAGAAACGUAUUCAAUAGGCUAGGUGUAUGAUUUUCUGUGCCAUAAGGACGAGUUUGUUUUUAAUGUGUUUUGUGUUUUAUUAAUGUACUCAUUCUGAGGAAGGAAUUUGUAGUCAGUUGUUUUAAGAGAUUGUUAUCAUUACGAAUCGUAUUGUGGAUGCUUUCUAUGUAUGGUUCAGUCAUAGGAAUAACAAUAUAAAAAUUUACAAUGCGUUAGAAAGCUUAACAGAAUAAAUAAUGUACUAAGUACAUACCGUAAGUACUAACUAUAAUGGAGCCUACUGAUCGCCGAUAAACAUUGCUACAAUCCAGAGUAGUAGUAAUUAGCCAUAAAUAUUAUUCUAUUUUUAUAUAUACAUAUAGUUUGCGCUAAUGUUGAGCCGGUAAGGAAAAUCCGUUCAUUACUAUGAGAAUGUAUGUACAAUCAUUAUAUUAAUACGUGAAGCAAAAACUUUGUACCUCUUAUUACGAAAAUGUGCGGAUGGAGGAGUAUGAAAUUUCGAACACAUAUAGUUUAUAGGUAGGUAGUAUAUAGGUGAUAUUUUGUGUGCAGAUUGUUAAUAUUUUUUUUAUUUUUGACCUUACAAAUGUUCAAUAUAUUAAUUGUGGUCGAAUUUCGACCAUUCGGCGACACUAGUAUUGAUAACUAGCCGUUUUCUUUAUCUGCGUGGUAUUUAACUUUCUUUUAUUUAUUGAAAUAAAUAUAAUUUCUUCAAUAAAAGUAGCCUAACUUACUCUUUAUAUCAUGUUAGCGAAAGUCUCGUCAUAAGAGGUCAAGCCGUUUCCGAGAUUAGCAAGAACAUAGGCAAGAUUUUUUAAAUUAUUUUUCUUUUUAUGCAUUUAGUGAGAAGCUUUUAAUUUGAAAUUACAAACAUACACUUUACUUUUAUUUAUUCGUAUAGAUGAAAAAUAAUUUUUGACACGAGAUGGCGUCGUAUUGUUUUUUUUUGUCAACAGCCUCUGAAGUUUCUUUUCUAUUCUAUUCGAGUUAAUUGGUAUAUAUGAAAAGAAUUUAUUUAUCACUCAUAAUUGACAAUAUAGAUGUAUUUUAUGUUGUUGACAUCGCUAUUUUUUUAUCGGUAUAUGUACCGAUUAUUUUUAUAUAGUUUUACGUUAUUUUAGCAUAAGUUUUUUUGUACCACGCUGGCGCCAAUCAAGCAUAUACGGCCCAUCUGAUGGUAAACGGUUACACUAAGUAAGUAUAAUGUUACCUAAUUAUUCAAUCCAAAUUCAAUAAACAAACUUUUUUAUUCUUUAUAAUACUAGUAUAGAUAAAUUAGCACGAAACUAAAACAGAAGUAAAAUGUUAUUAAGUUUAAUUAAAAAAUAUAUAAAUUAUAAACUGUGUACAAAGAAUUUUUUUUUAAACAAAAUUUGAAUCUCGAUAUAAAAAAAAUUAAUGCUUUGGGUAUCGUGUGAGAAAUGCCUUAGAUUUUUAUUUAAUACUUUAAAUUUAACUUUUUUUUUUAUUAAAUAAAUAAAAUAACAAAAAUAAAAGUAGUCUAAGUUACUCUUCAUAACCGUUCUUAUAAAAGUCCCGUCAAAAUUGGAAUAUUUAGAGAUUAGCAAGAAGACAACAGACAUUCAGAUAAAAAAAAUAUAAGUAGGUACAGCAAGUACCCUAUAUGUUUUCAUAUGUAUUUAGUGAAAAGCUGUUAAUUUUAAAUUAGAAAGAGACACAACCUUUUUAUUUAUUUGUAUAG
Messenger RNA from Achroia grisella, 2870 nucleotides. RefSeq lists its product as uncharacterized. The transcript is spliced from 6 exons. The coding region runs from base 107 to 1198 and encodes 363 amino acids. NCBI's taxonomy places the organism in Eukaryota, Metazoa, Arthropoda, Insecta, Lepidoptera, Pyralidae. Gene Ontology annotation, cellular component: nucleus. The record is from RefSeq and is a predicted model, not a curated record.